Geodia barretti is the source of this 1320-nucleotide messenger RNA. Lineage: Eukaryota; Metazoa; Porifera; Demospongiae; Tetractinellida; Geodiidae. The record is from the annotation of a GenBank genome assembly.
AUGAUCGCCUGUACCGCACCCGCGGCCCAGGAACCCGAGGCAUCCCCUCCGAGCGCCUCUCCGGAGACAAUGGCUACCCGGGCGCCCGCGAUGGAGCCUCCCCCGCUCGGCGAAUUCAACGAGCAGCGGCAGAGCGUAAACGAGGCGUGGGAUCAGAUUCACGACGACUUUGACCAGUGGCGCGCCGACCUGACCAUGUGCCAUCCCACCACGAUGACUGAGGCCCUGGGCGGGUUCGCCAUUGAGUUCAACAGUGUCACCGAGGCGGCGCGGGAUCUGACCCGUACCAAGACCACCGGAGAAUUCGCCGACACGCUGAUCACGGCGGCGGAAAACGAGGAGACCGCCUUCCGGCAAUUGCGUGAUCGCUGGCAGCCGGGCAACGUCUCAUUGUUCGAAAACGUUGAAACCCAGCGCAACCUGGCUUCCCAGGCGCAACGCCAGGCAAAAGACAUGGCCUUGGAGCUGCGGGCGACACUGGAAGAGACCGCAGACCCAGAGGAAAUAGAGGAGUUCACCGAGGCGUUUGAAGCCAUCCAACAGGACUGGGAGGACGCACACUCGGAGUACGGCAAGCUGAGCGACGGAGCGGCGGACGACGAAAUUUCCGACGUCAUUGAAGCACUCGGGGCCCUGACCAAAAAGGUCGAGGCUAUCGCCGCCGACGUUGACGAAUUGCCGUCCCUGAAGGGCGGAAAGGACGCGAUCAAGGCCUUGGAAAAGGCAGCCGAAGCCGAGGUGGAGGCGUUCAGCGCCGCCGCCGAGAGUUCAACCGGCGAAGAGGAAGGGGCGAAGCUGCCCGACGGCGAAGAGGAAGAGGCGAAGCUGCCCGACUUGAAGGACAUAGACGCCAGCGUCAAGGUCAGCGAGGAUGCGCUGGAGGCUCUGGCCGACGUGAUCGACGAUGUAUCCGUGGAGGACACGGCGGACGCGCUGGCCGACAUCACCGUCUUUGAUCUCGAAUAUGACCGGCUGCUACAGACCUGGGACAAGUUCCACUCCGACUACAACGACUGGCGGGGAGACGACGGGGGAUGUGAUCGGGUCGAGGUGUUGGAAUCGCUCAGCGAGUUCAGCGCCGGCAUUGACGCGGUGGGUGAUGGCGUGCGAAGCCUGCCCCAAUCCGGCUAUCUGCAACCCGUUCACCGCGUGCUGGUCGAGGCGAUAGAGGGGGAGGAGGAAGCUUUCAGGAGUCUGCGCGACACCUGGCAGCCGUUCACCCUCGAUGCCCUGCGCGCCGUCGACCGGGCGCGGACCAUGAGUGACACCCGGCGCGGCGCGGCUGACAUCAUCAUCGUGGAGCUGGAAAACCGCUUCUGA